This is a messenger RNA of Fonsecaea nubica, 522 nucleotides long. RefSeq lists its product as hypothetical. Lineage: Eukaryota; Fungi; Ascomycota; Eurotiomycetes; Chaetothyriales; Herpotrichiellaceae. The coding region runs from base 1 to 522 and encodes 173 amino acids. The transcript has a single exon. The record is from RefSeq and is a predicted model, not a curated record.
AUGGCUACCGAUCCCUUCGAUGACCUCCUCGAGCUUGAGAAUGACUAUUAUAAGGAAGGUUAUGAUGCCGGUGUGGCUGAUAGCACCUACGCUGGCAUGAUCGAAGGUAAAGUCUUUGGAAUCGAGAAAGGAUACGAAAAAGCUCUGGAAUUGGGCAAACUACAUGGCCGUGCUCUGAUUUGGCGAGAACGAUCAUCUCUUUCAGAGGAAGCGGUACAGAUGGACAAUGCCAAAUCGGAAACCCUUGACUCUUUAAGACUGGGAGAAGUCGUCAAUAGGCUUUCACAGCUGUCCGAUAACACCCGCUUCCGACGGCACAUAGACGGCCUGUACACUUCUUCCGACGGCUCUACGGUUGCAAAAGACAACUCAGACGAAGCAGUUACCGAGUUUGACGACCGAGUUGCAAGAGCAAAGGCUAAGGCUAAGGUCAUUGCGAAUAUUGUGGGCGAAUCACUCAACUCAACCCCGGCCUCGAAUGUAGGCAUUGAGGAUGCUACCGGCUUGCAAGCUCGACAUUGA